This is a messenger RNA of Sphenostylis stenocarpa, 753 nucleotides long. NCBI's taxonomy places the organism in Eukaryota, Viridiplantae, Streptophyta, Magnoliopsida, Fabales, Fabaceae. The record is from the annotation of a GenBank genome assembly.
AUGAAAUCAGGUUUUAAAACUGGUUGGCCCUCUGUUGUGCGUCUUCGUCUUAGAGACAAAUCGGUCACCCCUUUCUGCAUAUUCUCUAAAGUGAAAUCAGCUGGCAACAUACCUGGGAAUACACCUGUCUAUCUCAAUGUCUAUGACUUGACAACAGUAAAUGGCUAUAUGUAUUGGGCUGGCCUUGGUAUUUUCCACUCAGGGGUUGAAGUUUAUGGAGUAGAAUAUGCAUUUGGAGCACAUGACUAUCCAACAAGUGGUGUCUUUGAGGUUGAACCUCGGCAGUGUCCUGGCUUUAAGUUUAGGAAGUCCAUAUUUAUGGGAACUACCAGCUUAGAUCCUUUCCAGAUUAGAGAGUUCAUGGAACGUGAGUCUGCAAAUUACAAUGGUGAUACUUAUCACUUGAUUGUCAAGAAUUGCAAUCAUUUCUGUGAGGAUAUUAGUUACAAGCUAACGGGAAACUCCAUACCAAAAUGGGUCAAUCGUCUUGCAAAAAUAGGUUCCUUUUGCAACUGCAUACUCCCUGAUGCUCUUAAAACUUCCACUGUUCAGCAUGAUCCCAACUUUCAAGGGUGUGAUAAUGAGAAAAGAAGGCUAAGAACUGCAUUCAGUUGCUUGUCAUCUAUCUCAAUGCCACAGAAGGAAGUAUCAAUGUCUUCAUUAUUUAUGCACUCUCACUAUAAAGGGUGCCUACCACCAUGGGAGUUAAAGAAGUCUAAAAAGGGCACACUAAAGCAAAAGUUAGAAGACUAG